AAAGCUUCGACUUUGCAGUUGUGUGUUGUGAGAACCAAUCCAGGUCACUGAUCUUCUUCUAAUUUCAAUUCUUCAUUCCGACCCGGUUGCCCACUGAUUUUCUAGCUUUGUCUUCGUUAGCAAUAAAAAGAAGCACGUGACACUAUACCAAGCACCAAGCAAGGCGCUCCCCAACGCUCGGCCGAAGAGAUAGUGCCAACUACGUGCCGGAUAGAGCCGCGCUGGAGAAGAAACGCUGGAUAUUUAAGAACCCACCGAAACAAAAAGAAAAGUUUUUGCAAGCACGGCAGACACCAUGGCGAACAAACUAGAUGCGAUGAAGCCGCAAAGGAAGAUUGAACUGUUUUCCGGGUCCUACUUUGCGGCAUGUACAUUGGGUGGGAUUAUCGCGUGCGGCCCUACGCACACCAUGGUUACCCCUCUUGAUCUGGUGAAAUGCCGGCGCCAAGUCGAUUCUUCCCUCUACAAGUCCAACACACAAGCCUGGAAAAUGAUCUACUCCAAAGAAGGUCUCCGCGGCGUCUUCUUCGGUUGGACCCCCACCUUCAUUGGCUACUCGAUGCAAGGCGCUGGCAAGUAUGGUUUCUACGAAAUCUUCAAGUACCUUUACGGUGAUAAGCUUGCGCCUGGUGCACCAAAGCAGGUUGUUUUCCUUGCUGCCUCUGCUUCGGCAGAGUUUCUUGCUGAUAUUGCGCUCUGCCCUAUGGAGGCUAUCAAAGUCCGCAUGCAGACUACCCUGCCCCCAUUUGCGCAUACGUUGAGGGAAGGAUGGGCAAAAGUCAUCAAGGAGGAGGGUGUUGGUGGCCUGUACAAGGGACUAUACCCACUGUGGGCGCGCCAGAUUCCGUACACUAUGGUCAAGUUUGCGACGUUCGAGGAGACAGUCACCCAGAUCUAUCGCUUCUUGGGCAAGCCGAAGGAAUCGUACGGUGGGCUGCAGCAGACUGGAGUCUCGUUUUUGGGAGGUUACAUUGCGGGUAUCGGAUGUGCCGUUGUAUCGCAUCCCGCAGAUGUCAUGGUGUCGAAACUCAACAACGACCGCAAGCCUGGUGAGGGAGCGGGCCAGGCGAUCGGCAGAAUAUACGGCAAGAUUGGCUUUACUGGUUUGUGGAACGGACUUCCUGUCCGCAUCUUCAUGAUUGGUACUCUGACUGCCUUCCAAUGGCUCAUUUACGACUCUUUCAAAGUCUAUCUCGGUCUGCCUACGACUGGAGGACACUAGAUAUUCUUUUCUUUGGAAUAUUGGUAACGUGAUAUGAAUUCCGGUGUAUGACGUACGUUAAUGAAGAGUAAAUGAUUAUCGCGUAUACAUCUACUCACCCAGCUUUAAUGUAUCUACUAUUUUUUAUUCCAAAAAAAAGUAAUUCAAUCGACAGACGGCAACCCGCCAUUCCCCUUUGCCUCAGAA
Messenger RNA from Bipolaris sorokiniana ND90Pr, 1408 nucleotides. RefSeq lists its product as uncharacterized. Gene Ontology annotation, cellular component: mitochondrial inner membrane. The record is from RefSeq and is a predicted model, not a curated record. The coding region runs from base 296 to 1222 and encodes 308 amino acids. Gene Ontology annotation, biological process: mitochondrial phosphate ion transmembrane transport. The transcript is spliced from 4 exons. Gene Ontology annotation, molecular function: phosphate transmembrane transporter activity. Lineage: Eukaryota; Fungi; Ascomycota; Dothideomycetes; Pleosporales; Pleosporaceae.